AUAGAGGCUUAAACAACGCCAUUUUAUCCUUCUCUACGUAGCCUUUAGGCGAAUAGUAACACUUUCUCAUAUGGAAUAAAAGAGUUUUUGUUAUUUUGCAACGAUUCGUAGUGCUUGUGGCUGAAAUGCAGGGCGGAGAGCGCUUCUUGGCAUGUUGUCCCCCCCCGCUCCCUACGAAUAGGUCGGCCCGGGCCGUCACGCUGCCGGCUGCGGAAGGGGCGGGCGCGGCUGAGGGUCAGCGCGGCCGCCGCGGGGAAGGCGCCGGUCCAGCCAUGGCGCCGCCGCCGGGACAGACCCGGCUCCCGGACUGGGACGGGCUGAAGCUCCGCGUGCGGACCCUCAUCGCCUCCCACCGCGUCAUGAUCUUCAGCAAGAGCUACUGCCCCUACUGCAACAAGGUGAAGGAACUCUUCCACUCCAUGCGUGUGGAGUACUAUGCUCUGGAACUGGAUGUAACUGAUGACGGAGCCAGUAUUCAGCAAGUGUUGGCAGAGCUGACUAAUCAGAGGACAGUACCUAAUGUAUUUGUGAAUGGAACUCACGUUGGGGGCUGUGAUGCAACAUAUCAGGCUUAUCAGGAUGGAUCACUGCAGAAACUCCUUGGGGACAACCAAAUUACAGAACCCUAUGAAUAUGAUCUCAUUAUUAUUGGUGGUGGCUCAGGUGGACUUGCAUGUUCUAAGGAAGCUGCUGCCUUGGGAAAGAAAGUAAUGGUAUUAGAUUAUGUUGUUCCAACGCCUCUUGGAACCUCAUGGGGACUUGGUGGCACGUGUGUAAAUGUAGGUUGCAUCCCUAAGAAGCUGAUGCAUCAAGCAGCACUUCUGGGUCAGGCACUCCAAGAUUCAAGGAAGUAUGGGUGGCAGUAUGAAGAACAAGUUAAACACAACUGGGAGAUCAUGGUAGAAGCAAUUCAGAACUACAUUGGUUCAUUAAACUGGGGCUAUCGAGUGUCCUUGAGAGAGAAGUCUGUGACAUACCUCAACUCUUACGGAGAAUUCGUGGAACCACACAAAAUUAAGGCAACUAACAGAAAAGGACAAGUAACCUAUCACACAGCAGAGACUUUUGUCCUGGCAACAGGAGAAAGGCCAAGAUAUCUGGGUAUCCCUGGAGAUAAAGAAUUCUGCAUUACAAGUGAUGACCUCUUCUCCCUGCCUUACUGCCCUGGCAAGACUCUGGUUGUGGGUGCUUCCUACGUGGCUCUGGAGUGUGCAGGGUUCCUGGCUGGCCUGGGUCUGGAUGUCACAGUGAUGGUGCGUUCCAUUCUUCUGCGGGGCUUUGACCAAGAAAUGGCAGAAAAAGUCGGUGCCCACAUGGAAACACACGGCGUGAAGUUCAUCAGGAAGUUUGUACCUGUUCAGGUUGAGCAGCUGGAGCAAGGAAUGCCAGGAAGACUGAAAGUGACAGCAAAGUCUACUGAGGGACCAGAGAUCCUUGAAGAAGAAUAUAACACUGUAUUGUUAGCCAUUGGUCGUGAUGCAUGUACCAGGAAUAUUGGUUUACAGACAAUCGGUGUCAAAAUCAAUGAGAAGAAUGGGAAAGUCCCUGUAAAUGAUGAAGAACAAACCAAUGUGCCUUACGUUUAUGCUAUUGGGGAUAUCUUGGAUGGAAAGCUUGAACUUACUCCAGUUGCCAUUCAGGCAGGGAGACUGCUGGCCCAAAGGCUCUAUGGGGGUAGUUCCAGAAAGUGUGACUAUAUCAAUGUACCAACAACAGUGUUUACCCCUUUAGAGUAUGGCAGCUGUGGGUUUCCUGAAGAAAGAGCCAUAGAUGAAUAUGGAAAGCAAAACUUGGAGGUUUAUCACAGUUUGUUUUGGCCACUUGAAUGGACAGUGCCAGGCAGAGAUAACAAUACCUGUUAUGCAAAGAUUAUCUGCAAUAAACAGGACAAUAAUCGUGUGAUAGGACUGCAUAUUCUUGGGCCUAAUGCUGGUGAAGUUACCCAGGGUUUUGCUGCUGCAAUCAAAUGUGGUCUCACCAAAGAAUUACUUGAUGAAACAAUUGGUAUCCAUCCUACUUGUGCAGAGGUGUUCACUACAAUGGAUAUUACCAAAUCUUCUGGACAGGACAUCACUCAGAAGGGCUGCUGAGGUUAAACCUGCUGUUUUACAUGUUUCCAUGUUGCGCACUCUUGGUCCUGUGGAAGCUCUAAUCCAUCCAACUGCUUUGCAGCAAAGUAAAACGUUUGCAUCAGUACCACUGUAUGUGCUGCAGCUGGGAGUGGUGCCUUCAAGAGGCUUCCUCAGUGUGAGUUGUGUUGCACAUGGGAACAGUAAUGCAGCAGGGAAAUCUCGGACUGUAAAUCCUGACUUUGCUUGGAAUCAGCACUGCGGUGCUUUUUUGACGUUGCAGCUCGGAACCUUCUCGUGAGGUGAGCUACGACUGAUGGCUGCCAGGCAAGGCUGGGAGCUUCUUGUCUAGUCAGAUGACUGAACUCCUCCUGAAGGAAAUUCUUAAAUUGCACAAAUUAAAGCUAAUGCUUCUAGUUCCAGUGUCUUGUACAAAUGCGUGAAAUAGAAGACAAAUAUUAUAAUUGAGUGAUUCUUGCCAACAGUUUACAUUUGACUGAUUUAUCUUUUUGAUGCAUUUUGUUAUACUUAAUUGUAUGCUCAAUUGAGGCAAGAUGGCAUAAAUAGGAUGCAGUGUUGAGCGGUGCAGUUCAAGCACUAGUCUCCCAUCCCAAGCAGUCUAAAACUUCAGCGUAGCCUAAGACACCACUGUUGUUCACAUUCACAGUUGUUUGACCUCAGGUGACAUCAUAUCUUUAAAAUAAAAAUUUGAGUUGUAGGUGUCUUGUGUGUCAAGGCUGAAGAGCGUAAGUGCAAGACCAUGUCAGUUUGCUUAAAUCUGGUUUCAGCUCUGUAGUUUAAAACCUCACAGAACCCAGAAUUAUGUCUGUGCUGUUAUGUGGAAUGCUGAAGUCUUGGAGAAGCAGACUCUGUCCCACUAACACAGUAGGUGCCUGCCCAUGGAGGUGGAAGGUGUUAUACAGAGCUGCUCUGAAUCAUGUGGCAGCCCAGAGCAAUGACCUGCUGUGCUUUGUGUAGUGUUGUGUACUGUCAGUAGUUUGAAGCUCUCCUCCACCCCUAGCAUUCUGUCCUGGGGGAAUUGUGCUUGAAUCUGGCUCUUAGUUUUGUCCAAAGAGCUGUUUUGAAAGACUGUUCUGAACAUUGUACGAUAGUAACCAGUUUUUAACUAUUUAAUCUGUGACGUACCAUGCAAUUUGAAGUUCAAUAAACAAUGCAUACAACACUC
This is a messenger RNA of Corvus hawaiiensis (hawaiian crow), 3255 nucleotides long. RefSeq names its product thioredoxin reductase 3 (gene TXNRD3). Gene Ontology annotation, molecular function: glutathione-disulfide reductase (NADPH) activity; flavin adenine dinucleotide binding; thioredoxin-disulfide reductase (NADPH) activity. The record is from RefSeq and is a predicted model, not a curated record. Gene Ontology annotation, cellular component: cytosol; mitochondrion. NCBI's taxonomy places the organism in Eukaryota, Metazoa, Chordata, Aves, Passeriformes, Corvidae. The transcript is spliced from 16 exons. Bases 126 to 2090 code for a protein of 654 amino acids. Gene Ontology annotation, biological process: cell redox homeostasis; cellular response to oxidative stress; glutathione metabolic process.